GUAUUUAAACGUAUAUAAAUGAAAAUAUAACGCAGAGAGCAGUAGUAGUUUUUGUCGAGUACAAUGAAGGCUGCUUUGUUGCUUGUUGCUGCACUGGUAGCAGUGGCGGAGGUCCACGGACAACCAGAAGAGUCGACCACCGCCAACAUCGGGAAUGAGACUCUAAGCACCGGCAAUAUCACGGCUGAGAGUAGUUUUCUGGGGAGGUCGUCCUACACGGAAGAUGACGAUGAUACCAUUUGUGUCGCAGCAGACAACAAGUUCUACUUGUAUGCUAAUUCGUUGAAGCUGUAUUCUUGCUACAAGCAACUACCGAAAGUUUACGUGGUGAAACCAAAGAGUCAAUGCAAACCAUACCUGUCAGAUUGUCCCAGGAACUAGGAGUAUUGCAAAUCAGUUGGCUCAGAUUGAAUCGUCUGCGAGGGAGUGAAGAAUAAAUAGCUGGACUGCUGACUGAAGACAUCUGCUGUUUCCAGAGGAGCCAAGAAACUGGAAGAGUGUCAGAACUUGACUCUUAUACUUAAAAAUAACCGGUCGAAUCUAAACAUCCUAUUCUGUGUCAGUUUCUGAUUAGCUCACGACAUGCAGUAAAUAUCAUUACUGUAAAGAUUAGUACUAAAAACUUUGCAUUUGUAUUCUUUUUAUGUUUCUGUUGUUUCUAUAACAGUUGUAUGCCGCCGCAAUACGAGUGUAGUUUCAUGACGUCAACUGUUAUAUUAAACGGUAGAAGAUAUUUCUCUACCUACAGGUUCACGUAAAUACUGACAAA
This is a messenger RNA of Schistocerca nitens (vagrant locust), 769 nucleotides long. RefSeq lists its product as uncharacterized. The record is from RefSeq and is a predicted model, not a curated record. Bases 64 to 381 code for a protein of 105 amino acids. Lineage: Eukaryota; Metazoa; Arthropoda; Insecta; Orthoptera; Acrididae. The transcript has 4 exons.